Messenger RNA from Mangifera indica (mango), 1889 nucleotides. Its product is annotated as heterogeneous nuclear ribonucleoprotein Q-like. The transcript has 9 exons. Gene Ontology annotation, cellular component: nucleus. Bases 197 to 1621 code for a protein of 474 amino acids. Gene Ontology annotation, molecular function: mRNA binding. The record is from RefSeq and is a predicted model, not a curated record. Lineage: Eukaryota; Viridiplantae; Streptophyta; Magnoliopsida; Sapindales; Anacardiaceae.
GGUGUUUGGAAAGAAAACACCUCUUCGGGCUCGUCGGAUAAAAUUACACAGAAAUUUCGACUCCAGACCAGAGAAACAGAAAACAGAAACAGAGAAAGCAAAACCAAUAGACCCCCAAAGGAAUCUCAACCCACAAAACACAAAAACAUUUACUGGCACUGUUAUUGGGUUGUAAGAUCUGAGACGUGAAACAGUCAUGGCCGAGAGCGCUGAAGUUGAUGAGCGGGUGGAUCUUGAUGAGGAAAAUUACAUGGAAGAGAUGGAUGAUGAUGUCGAAGAGCAGCUAGAUGGUGAUGGAGAAGAUGAAGGUGGAGAUGGAAAUGUUGAAGAAUAUGAUUACUCAAAAACUGGGGUUGGUGAGAAAGCUCAAUCCACAGAUGCAAAUAGAAGCCACAAUGAUUCUGAACAUGCAGAAGAGGAAGAGAAGCCCACUACUUCCAUCAGUGAAGAGGAGAAAGAGAAGCAUGACCAACUUCUUGCCCUUCCUCCUCAUGGUUCUGAAAUUUUUAUUGGUGGGCUUCCAAAGGAUGCAUUGGAAGAGGACCUGAGGGAUUUGUGUGAACCAAUAGGUCAAGUUUUUGAGGUGAGGAUUAUGAAAGACAAAGACAGUGGAGAAAGCAAGGGUUUUGCUUUUGUAGCAUUCAGAUCAAAAGAGGUUGCAAAAAAGGCCAUUGAAGAGUUACAAAGUAAAGAAUUUAAGGGUAAAGUAUUAAGGUGUUCCCUGUCAGAAAAUAAGAACAGAUUAUUUAUUGGUAAUGUUCCAAAGAGCUGGACCGAGGAUGAGUUCAGAAAAGUAAUCGAGAAUGUUGGUCCUGGAGUUGACAAUAUUGAGCUUAUAAAGGAUCCUCAAAAUCCUUCACGCAACCGUGGUUUUGCAUUCGUUUUGUAUUACAAUAAUGCGUGCGCUGAUUAUUCAAGGCAGAAAAUGGCAAGUGCAAACUUUAAGCUAGAUGGCAAUACCCCAACUGUCACUUGGGCUGAUCCAAAGAGCACACCUGAUCACUCUGCAGCUGCUGCACAGGUGAAGGCACUUUAUGUGAAAAAUAUACCUGAAAACACUUCUACUGAGCAACUAAAAGAACUAUUCCAGCGCCAUGGGGAAGUGACAAAAGUUGUUAUGCCCCCUGGAAAGUCUGGUAAACGGGAUUUUGGCUUCGUCCAUUAUGCUGAAAGGUCCAGUGCACUAAAGGCUGUUAAAGAAACAGAGAAAUAUGAAAUUGAUGGCCAAUUGUUGGAGGUUGUCCUUGCAAAGCCUCAGGCUGAUAAAAAACCUGAAGGGGUUUAUCCCUAUAAUGCUGGGGUUCAUUCAACCCAUCUACCUCAGAGUGGGUAUGGUGGCUUUGCUGGGAACCUGUAUGGUUCUGUGGGUGGUGGAUUUGGUGUUGCUGGUGCUUUCCAACAGCCUAUGAUAUAUGGUAGGGGACCCAUGCCCGCUGGGAUGCAUAUGGUGCCAAUGGUCUUACCAGAUGGUCGAAUCGGCUAUGUUCUGCAGCAGCCCGGAGUACAAAUGACACCUCCUCGGCCUCGGAGAGUUGAAAGGAGCAAUGGCCCAGGUGGACAUGGUGGACGCGGUGGAAGUGGUGAUGAUAGCAACCGUGGCAGAAGAUAUCGACCCUAUUAGUAGGAAAGUGUAGGAACAUGCAAUUUUUCAGGAAAUCAGAGUACAUUGUAGAUGGAUGACUAUUUAAAAUAACAAAUUCGUUUCUCCCAUGUUUCACCCCAAUCCUUAUUGGCUCUUUUUCCUGGACAUUCUUUCCUUCUCUUGGACCCAGCCUCUUAUGACAGGAGAAUGAAGGAGGAAAAGGAUCUUAAGAAGUCAGGAAAGUAGGUGCCUCAUAACAUAAAUGUGCAGGAGAUGACUUAUAGUUGAGUAAUUUUUUCACAUCUAA